UUCUAGAGGAAGAGACAGGUACCCGUAGGCUCUGGCUGUUUCUUACGGAAGGUAUCAGGCUGGAGGUAGAAGGAAGGUUCUGGCCUGAACCCCCUCAGGUGCAGAGGAGGCUCCCCAGGGAAGGAGCUGUGGAGAACAGUGGUGGUUUCUGGGUCUCCUUUUACCUCCUAGUCCUCUCCCAACCCUCCCAGUCCCUGUCCCCUCUGGAGUCCCUCUCCUUGGACUUGGGAGCCCCCUGUGUGCCUCCAGGAUGACCCCACUGAGUCUGUCCUGGCUGGGGCUGGGGUCCGUGACAGCCUCCCUGUGGCAGCUCCUGUUGGUGGCAGGGACUUCCUGGCUCUUAGCCCGAAUUCUGGCCUGGAUCUAUGCCUGCCAUGACUACCGCUGUCGCCUCCGAUGUUUCCCACAGCCUCCCAAGAGGAACUGGUUUUGGGGUCACCUGGGUAUGGCAAAGAACAAUGAGGAAGGCAUGAAGCUGAUGGAGGACCUGGGCCGCAGUUUCCCUGAUGUCCACCUCUGGUGGGUCGGGCCCAUCUACCCAGUUCUGAGGCUCAUCCACCCUAAGUUCAUUGCCCCCUUGCUUCAGGCACCAGCUGCGGUUGCACCCAAGGACAUGGUUUUCUACCGCUUCCUGAAACCCUGGCUGGGGGAUGGGCUCUUACUGAGUGCUGGUGACAAGUGGAGCCACCACCGUCGCUUGCUGACACCCGCCUUCCACUUUGACAUCCUGAAGCCAUAUGUGAAGAUUUUUAACAAGAGUGUGAACAUCAUGCAUGCCAAGUGGCAGCGCCUGACCUCCCAGGGCAGUGCCCGUCUAGACAUGUUUGAGCACAUCAGCCUGAUGACCUUGGACAGUCUGCAGAAAUGUGUGUUCAGCUUCGAGAGCAACUGUCAGGAGCAUCCCAGUGAAUAUAUUGCUGCCAUCUUGGAGCUCAGCUCCCUUGUAGUCAAACGGCACCACCAGCCCUUUCAGUACAUGGAUUUCCUGUACUACCUUACUUCUGAAGGGCAGCAGUUCCGCAGGGCCUGCAACCUGGUGCACAACUUCACAGAUGCUGUCAUCCGGGAGCGGCGGCACACUCUCACUCGCCAGGGUGUUGAUGACUUUCUCAAGGAGAAGGCUAAGUCUAAGACUUUGGACUUCAUCGAUAUACUCCUGCUGGCCAAGGAUGAAAAUGGGAAAAAGCUCUCAGAUGAGGACAUACGAGCAGAGGCCGACACCUUCAUGUUUGAGGGCCAUGACACCACAGCCAGUGGCCUCUCCUGGGUCCUGUAUAACCUGGCGAGGCACCCAGAAUACCAGGAGCGCUGCCGACAGGAGGUGCAAGAGCUCCUGAGGGGCCGUGAGUCCGAAGAGAUUGAAUGGGACGACCUGGCCCGGCUGCCCUUCCUGACCAUGUGCAUCAGGGAGAGUCUGCGGCUGCACCCCCCGGUGGUAGUCAUUUCCCGCUGCUGCACCCAGGACGUUGUGCUCCCGGAUGGCCGGGUCAUCCCUAAAGGAACCAUUUGCGUCAUAAGUAUCUUUGGGAUUCAUCACAACCCUUCAAUCUGGCCUGACCCUGAGGUCUAUGACCCCUUCCGCUUUGACCCAGAAAAGCCCCAGGAGAGGUCACCUCUGGCUUUUAUUCCCUUCUCGGUGGGGUCCAGGAACUGCAUCGGCCAGACCUUCGCCAUGGCCGAGAUGAAGGCGGCGCUGGCGCUGACUCUGCUGCGCUUCCGCAUCCUGCCAGACGACACAGAGCCGCGCAGGAAGCCGGAGCUGAUCCUGCGCGCGGAGGGCGGGCUUUGGCUGCGGGUAGAGCGGCUGAGAGUGGGGGCUCAGGGAGCCUCCAGGCCUGGGCUGGGACCCAGCUGACCCUGCCCUCCUUGGCUGACUCUGGAAUAAACAGCUCUGCGACGUG
This is a messenger RNA of Octodon degus (degu), 1901 nucleotides long. RefSeq names its product cytochrome P450 4F6-like. The coding region runs from base 251 to 1855 and encodes 534 amino acids. NCBI's taxonomy places the organism in Eukaryota, Metazoa, Chordata, Mammalia, Rodentia, Octodontidae. The transcript has 13 exons. The record is from RefSeq and is a predicted model, not a curated record. Gene Ontology annotation, molecular function: monooxygenase activity; oxidoreductase activity, acting on paired donors, with incorporation or reduction of molecular oxygen; iron ion binding.